CAGUGAUUACGGGAAUAAAUAUUGACCAAUCAGAUUCAUUUUAUUCCGGACGUCCUACUAAAAUUCAAAAGUCUUAUCAAAACUCAAAACUUUUACCAAAACUCAAAACUAUUACUAAAACUUUAACCAAAACUCAAAAGUUUUACCAAAACUCAAAACUUAUACUAAAACUCAAAAGUCUUACCAAAACUCAAAACUUUUACCAAAACUUGAAAGUCUUACCAAAACUCAAAAGUUCUACUGAAACUCAAAAGUCUCACUGA
Messenger RNA from Racocetra fulgida, 263 nucleotides. The record is from the annotation of a GenBank genome assembly. NCBI's taxonomy places the organism in Eukaryota, Fungi, Glomeromycota, Glomeromycetes, Diversisporales, Gigasporaceae.